AUGGGAUUCAUUCUAUUUUUUACAUAUAACCGAAGAGGGAUAUAUUUUUGAGCAAGAACAUGCAUUUUUCCCGCUUUAUCCCUUGUUGACUAGAGGACUGGGAAAUUCAUUUUUACCAAUUUUGGGUCAUUCUCUAACUUACAAGCAAAUACUAAUAUUCUCAGGAGUUUUGAUUUCUAACGUUUCAUUUGUACUGGCAUCGAUAAAUUUAUAUAGUCUCAGAUUGUUUAAUGAUGAAAAAUUUGCAUUUAUUACAUCAAUGUUCUACAUAAUAACACCAUCAUGUAUGUUUAUGUCUGCAAUGUACACAGAAAGUUUGUUUGCAUUUCUGAGUUUUCUUGGAAUGAGAUUAUUUGCAGAGAAAAAGUACUGGAAGUCAGCAGUAGUAUGGUUAUUGGCUUCUUCUACAAGGUCGAAUGGAAUCGUUUAUAUAGGAUUUUUUUUCUAUGAACUGCUGAUCCGAGAAAUGGUAGAGAUGAAUUUUAUGCUGUUAAUGAAGAGAUUGAUGAAGGCAACAUUAUUGUCUAUAAUUACCGCAUCGGGCUUCUUCGCUUUUCAACUAUAUGGGUAUGAUGAAUAUUGUAUUCUAUUAGCACCAAUAAGACCGUGGUGUUAUUCAGAACUACCAAUUUUAUACCCUUUUGUACAGAAGCACUAUUGGAAUUGUGGAUUUCUGAGGUAUUAUGAGGUCAAACAGAUUCCAAACUUUUUACUUGCGUCUCCAAUGAUAGCGCUAUCGUUGUUUGGAAUAUACAAAUAUGCUAAUUACGACUAUAAAAGAGUAUUAAGUCUUGGGUUAACGCAAACUCGGUCUCUGAAAUCAGACACGGGGACAUCACACAUAAUAUCAUCAAAAACUUCACUUAAUGAAGAAAACAUAAGAUCUUCUCAAUAUCAGUCCACUUCGUCAUAUUUUUCAAAUGUCAUAUUACCAUUCAUUUAUCUUUGGACUGCACUACUUUUGUACGCAAUAACAUCAAUGCAUAUCCAAGUGAUCACCAGAUUUUUUUCAUCGCAACCAACAGUAUAUUGGUUCGCAAGCUACUUAUUUAUUAAUUCUUUGGAAAAGGAUGGUGAUCGAAGCAUUAAUUAUUCGUCCAUGAAGGAUUACCAUCACGAUAAAAUUGGGAAUGAAACACGUUUGAAGGAGGGAUACAAACCAGAUAAUGGAGCGGUGAAUAUGGAGAAUGACAGAAUGUACCCGGACGAAGGACAUGACAGAGAAUGCUCGAAUGAAGAUUCUAAAAUAAAGGAUGAGAAAAAGGACAAUGAGCGAUUCGAAUUAGGACAUAUUGUGAUAUCAUAUUUUAUAUUGUACGGGGUUAGCGGAAUAAUUUUAUUUGCAGCGUUCUUUCCACCAGCUUAA
Acaulospora morrowiae is the source of this 1366-nucleotide messenger RNA. NCBI's taxonomy places the organism in Eukaryota, Fungi, Glomeromycota, Glomeromycetes, Diversisporales, Acaulosporaceae. The record is from the annotation of a GenBank genome assembly.